AUGGCGAAUAGGAUGAGAAUGGUCUUGGAUGGUGUUAUUUCGGACUCCCAAUCGGCUUUCCUCAAGGGGAGAUUCAUUCUUGACGGUCCUCUUAUCGUCAACGAACUCAUUUCCUGGAUUAAAAAGAAUAAAAAGAAGGGUUUUUUUCUAAAGAUCAAUUUCGAAAAAGCCUACGACAAUGUGAAUUGGAAGUUUGUUAUCAGUAUUUUAUCCCAAAUAGGAUUCCCCGAACUGUGGUGUAAAUGGACCCUGGUGCCAAAAAACGCAGACCUCAUUAAAGGUAUUUCCACUCCCUUCGAUGGUCCCAAUAUCUCUCAUCUCCCCUACGCGGAUGACUCUAUUGUUAUGGGAGAGUGGGAUAAGCAGGAAGUGGUUAAUAUAGUGAGAGUGCUUCGGGUUUUCUUCAUAUGUUCAGGUCUUAAAACCAAUAUUGACAAAUCCAACUUAUAUGGUAUUGGUGUAGGAACGGAAAAUAUAAUUGAUAUGGCUAAUGUGGUGGGGUGUAGACCGGAUUAUUUUCCUUUUAAAUACCUCGGCCUUACGGUUAGGGCGAAUAUGAAUAGGAUCGUUAACUGGAGUCCUGUUUAUGAUAUUUUUCGUAACUGGUUGGCUAGGUGGAAAUCUCAAUUGCUUUCGAUUGGUGGAAGGGUCGUCAUCAUUAAGUCGGUUUUAGAAAGCUUGUCGUGCUAUUAUUUCUCGUUAUACAAAGCCCCUAAGAAGGUGAUCUCGGACCUUGAAUCUAUGAUUAAGAAAUUUUUAUGGGGAGGGUCGUCAGAGGAAAAAAAGAUGCAUUGGAUCAAUUGGGAUCGGGUCUCGAGUCCUAAAAAAAUGGAGGUUUAG
Messenger RNA from Helianthus annuus (common sunflower), 840 nucleotides. RefSeq lists its product as uncharacterized. NCBI's taxonomy places the organism in Eukaryota, Viridiplantae, Streptophyta, Magnoliopsida, Asterales, Asteraceae. The record is from RefSeq and is a predicted model, not a curated record. The transcript has 2 exons. Bases 1 to 840 code for a protein of 279 amino acids.